This is a messenger RNA of Pundamilia nyererei, 5964 nucleotides long. RefSeq names its product regulating synaptic membrane exocytosis 2b (gene rims2b). Gene Ontology annotation, cellular component: presynaptic membrane; cytoskeleton of presynaptic active zone. Gene Ontology annotation, molecular function: transmembrane transporter binding; small GTPase binding. Gene Ontology annotation, biological process: regulation of membrane potential; positive regulation of synaptic transmission; intracellular protein transport. The transcript is spliced from 40 exons. The coding region runs from base 502 to 5397 and encodes 1631 amino acids. The record is from RefSeq and is a predicted model, not a curated record. NCBI's taxonomy places the organism in Eukaryota, Metazoa, Chordata, Actinopteri, Cichliformes, Cichlidae.
GUAGUACGUCACGUCGUGCCCCCCUCCCUCCCCGUCAUGUGAAGAUUUAUUUAUUUUCUCCUCCUCGCCCCUGCGCCUGUUAUCGCCGAGAAGCACCGUACAACCACAGCGGGACACCGCGACCACAGAAGGCCAAGUAUUAGGGCCGCAGGGCCGGGAGGAGCGGGACGGAACCGCCGCUGACUCCGGAGGCGACAUGACUGCGGAGUAGCGAGCAAAAGGACGCCGCUGCACCUGCUGGUGAGCCGGAGGAGGAGGAGGAUGGUGGUGAAUGGUGGAUGGUCUGAUGGAGGUGCAGCUGCAGGUGGAGCGGCUCCUCGAGCCUUCGCCGCGGCAGCAGAGCCGCUGAACGCACCUGGAGCUGGACAAAAUAAUGUGAACACUCUGCAGCUCCCUGGCCUUCGUCGUUAACAUCAUCAUUUAUGAUUAUGAUGACGGGAUCCAGUCACGUGGCUCUGGCCUGACCGACGCUACCUUCUCUUCCAGCGGCCCACAGACACAAUGUCCGGGUCGGCUGGACCGGCACUGGCCGCGGAGCCUGGGCUUGGGCCGGAGCUGCCGGACCUGAGCCACCUGACGGAGGAGGAGCGCAGCAUCAUCCUGUCGGUGAUGGAGAGGCAGAAGGAGGAGGAGACGAAGGAAAAGAGCAUGCUCAAGGAGCAGGAGGAAGUGAAACCUCCCUCGUCCUCGUGGAAUCCAUUCUCAGGGUUCAGUCAGUUGGUCAGUAACGUUGCCACCAACGUGUCCGAAGUUCUGCAGGUUAAAAGUCCAACAGACAACGAGCUGCAGAUGAAGUUACAUCAGCAGUUUGAGAUGUAUAAAGACCACAUGAAGAAGCUGGGUGAGGAGUCUCCAGAGGCUCAGACAGCGCGGGCAGAGUCUCCAACCUGCGGGAUCUGUCGCAAGACCAAGUUUGCCGAUGGCUGUGGCCGAGCAUGCUGCUACUGCCAGAGUCGUUUCUGCGGCCGCUGUGGGGGGCGUGUCUCCUUGAGAGCCAAUAAGGUGAUGUGGGUGUGCAAUGUGUGCAGGAAGCAGCAGGAGUUUCUCACUCGGUCAGGGGACUUUUCCCCUGAAAUGCUAUCCAUCAAUUACAGCUUACACAGGGCUCCCCACCCACCUACACAUGGGCCACUGGGUGCCACGGGGCCCUUGAGUAAUGGUGCAGCAGAAUGGAGGCAGAGCCCCUCGGGAUUGUACUAUAAUGGCAGGAGGAGCAGGAUGCCUAGCUCACCAUCGGACCUUGCUGUGAACAACCGUUCUCGAUCGCCACACUGCUGUCAUGGUUACGGAGAGGAAGAGCUACAGGCACACAGGCAACCAAUAAGAGAUGGGCGAGGUCGCUGGUACUCACAGGAUCACCCUCUAGACCAACGUCAGGAUGAGCUUGAGCUGCGGCGACAACAGGAAGUGGAGUUUCAGGCACGGUACCGUAGUGACCCAAACCUUGCCCGAUACCCAGUGAAGACACAACCAAGUGAAGAAACCAUGAGGAUGUUAGCUCAGGUAGGCAGGGUCCGCCACCAGCGCCGCCACAGUGAUGUUUCCCUGGCAACCCCAGAGCCUGACCACCUGACCAUGAGGCAUUCAGCUCUUCGUCAGAAUCUGCCUCUGGGAUUGGUCAAAUCUGGAGGUCAGAGGUCAUACUCUGUGGACCGUGCAACCACUCACAUAAGCCCAACAUAUUCCCGUCACAGCCCAUUAUCCCAACAACUACUGGACCCAAGCUCAACCCUGAAGAGGAAGCCAGCCACUGAGAAUGUAGCACAGAGGAGUCGGCAUGUAGGGAAGAUGCACGUGAUUGGCAGCUUUAGCAGCUCAGAGGAGGAUCUUGUUACCACACCUGAGUACACUAGCGCUGACGAGCCUGACAGAGACAUGGACAGUAGUCAGUGGUGGGAUCAUGGUUCCUGGCAUGGCGAGCCUGCUCCCAUGUCUAUGCCAGUCACAUGGCAACCCUCCAAGGAUGGAGAGCGUCUGAUUGGUCGAAUUCUACUGAACAAGAGGAUGAAGGACGGAAUUGUUCCUGCAGAUACAGGAGCACUGCUGGGACUCAAGGUUGUCGGUGGAAAGAUGACAGAGUCUGGUCGUCUCUGUGCUUUCAUCACUAAGGUGAAGAAAGGUAGUCUGGCUGACACUGUGGGUCACCUGAGACCAGGAGAUCAGGUUCUGGAGUGGAACGGUCGGGUUCUUCAAGGAGCCACAUUUAACGAGGUCUACAACAUCAUCCUGGACUCCAAACAAGAACCACAGGUGGAGCUGGUGGUGUGUCGACCAAUAGGAGAUGUUUCCAGAUCAGUAGAGAGUGCCCAUGUCCAGCUGAACUCCAGUUCCAGUUCCUUUGACUCUCAGAAAGUUGGCCCAUCCAUCUCUGUCACAUCUCCAAUGAGCCCCAGUGUUCUGUCUGGACAGGUCUCGACUGUGGACAGGCAACCUCUGGUUCCCCGGAUUCAGGUGAAGCUAUGGUAUGAUAAAGUCGGCCACCAACUGAUUGUCACCAUUCUUGGAGCCAAAGAACUUCCUGCUCGGGAUGACGGCCGACCCCGGAACCCAUACGUCAAGAUCUAUUUCAUGCCAGAUAGAAGUGAUAAGAGUAAGCGGAGGACAAAGACAGUGAAGAAGUCAUUGGAACCUCGGUGGAACCAAACCUUCAUGUACUCUCCGGUCCAUCGACGUGAGUUCAGAGAGCGAAUGCUUGAGCUGACAGUCUGGGACCAGGCUCGAGUCCGAGAGGAGGAGAGCCAGUUCUUGGGAGAGAUCCUGAUAGAGAUGGAGUCGGCUCUGCUCGAUGAUCAGCCUCACUGGUACAAACUGCAGCUUCAUGACGUUUCCUCACUGCCACUGCCCAAAGCCUCCCCCUACCUGCAGAGGAGGGGACUGCAAGCUGAGCACACACACAGCAGCAGGAGGCUGCAGAACAAAGGUCAUUACUAUAACUCAGGGUCUCAGAGGAUCAGUGACAGCGAGUUUUCAGAUUAUGACUGUGAAGACGGCAUUGGGGUGAUAUCAGACUACAGACAGAAUGGGCGCGAAUUCCAUAGCUCCACCCUCUCAGUGCCAGAGCAAGUGAUUUCUCCCAAUCACUGCUCCCGUUCCGACAUGGUCAGAAUGAGGUCACGGUCACCGAGCCAGCCGCCUCCUCACAGCAAUAACCCUCUUUACCCGUUAUAUCGGGAGGACGCGGUGCGGCUGCUGCGGGGCUCCAAACUGAGCCGAGCAUUCUCUGAUGCCAGCCAAUACAGCACCCCGAACAGGCCAUUGAGGAGGAUGUCGCUUGCCAACUCACUUGAUUCCCAUGACAGAUAUUUUAAUGGCCCUAACCAGAGCUGGACAAACCACAUCAUCAAUGGGAGCUGUGAUGACUACAGUCAGGACUUCAUCCCUGAUUUUCCCUAUGAGCCUGACACCUACGAUGAGGAACUACUGAGGUACAGUCGUGGGAUGGACCGGAGAGAUUACUACAGCCGAUCUCGUUCAGCCGACCGACCCAUCUACACACGCUCACACUCAACCGAUCGAUCUGACUCCACACACAUGAGGUCUGGACGGUCUGCUCCCCCCUCACCUGCCUUGAUCAGGGCUAAUGCUGGAGGCGGUUCCACCCUGACAAGCCCAACGGGGACGCCUAUUUGUGGUCGCCGAGGACGCCAGCUACCUGCUGUCCCCCCCAAAGGAGCUCUCGACAGAACUUUGACCAUGACUGCAGCUCCAGCAACAGCAACUAAAAUCCCUCCACAUCAUCACCCCCCUGCCCCUGUCCAUAAACAACACUUUCCCUCUGUCAGUCAACAACCUCCUCUUAUAAGGGUCCAAGCCCCGCCUCCCCCACUCACCCAACCCCAGCCACUUCCUGCACCUGUGCUCCCACCUGUAGUUACAGCAGCACCACCACUAUUUUUACCCACACCGGUACCUGUUCCUGUACCCACAGCUGUACCCACAGCUGUACCCACAGCUGUAUCCACAGCUUUACCCACAACUGUACCCACAACUGUACCUACAACUGCACAAACAACUCCACUGGUAGCUCCACCUCCCCCUGCUCCACCCCCUGCACCUGCUCCAGUUCAGCCUCCACCUCCUGAACCCACCCUACCCCCUCCAACUCCAACGCCUUCCCCUUCACCCGCCCCAUCACCAGUCCCACCCCCACAGACUCCAGAGCCGGAUAGGCGCUCAGCAACACCAGGAGGAACCAGAAAAGAGGUCACAUGGGAGGACCAACAGAAGAAAACAGCCAAUGGGGAGAUGUUACCAACCGGCAGAGAAGGUGUACUGAAGGACCCUUCAAAGAUGAAGGACAAUCUCUCCUUUAAGUCAUCAGACAGUGAUGUCAGUGAUGUCUCAGCUAUGUCCAACGCCUCUGACACUCAAUCUGUCCACAAGAUCGGUCUGAUUGAAUGUCUGGAGGGCCAGUCAGCAGAGCUGGGGGUGGGCUCGCAGGGAACAGAGGAAAUAGUGGGGGCAUCAGAAGGCGGGAAUACACUGCAGAAGAGCAACUCAGUGGAAGAAGGGGAGGAGGAGCCUGAGCCUUCAAAGGUGUCUGCAGCUGCCACUCCUCUCACCAAGUCGUCAAGUGUCGGUGGUGAGAUUUGCUCAUUGGGGAGAAACGAUGAUGACGAUGAUGACAAGAAGCGACGCUCAAGCUUCGGUGCAAGGAUGAUGGGGAUGGUUGGACUUGGAAAGAAGAGUCAGAGUGCCUCCCAGCUCAACCCAGAGGAGGAAGAGAAGAAGAAGAAGGUGGUGAGACUUCCCGUUCAGAGAAGUGUUGAAACCGGUUUGGCCAUCGAGUUUAAAGCUCGUUUCACCAGACAGCUGAGUCGAGACCCAGAUGCCGAGGACCCAAAACCUGGAGCGCUUAUAUUUCCAGGAGUAAAACUUGCAUCAGACAAACAGUUCACUGGUUUCCUUGAAGGAUUAGGCCCCGCCCAGCUGGCUGGACGGCAGACAUUGGCCACGCCCCCCAUGGGUGACAUCCAGAUCGGGAUGGUGUACAGGAAGGAGCGUCUGGACGUGGAGGUUAUCCGAGCCCGGGGGCUUGUGGGUAAACAAGGCAACAAGAACACUCCAGCUCCUUAUGUGAAGGUGUAUCUAAUGGAUAAUGGAAAGUGUCUGUUGAAGAGAAGAACUCGUCUGGCAAGGAAAACCCUUGACCCUCUUUAUCAGCAACAGCUGCAGUUUGAAGAAAACCCUGAGGGCAAAGUUCUACAGAUCAUCGUCUGGGGUGACUACGGUCGGAUGGACCAUAAAUCAUUCAUGGGCGCUGCCCAGAUUCUAUUGGAUGAUCUGGACCUGUCCAAUAUGGUAAUUGGCUGGUUCAAACUGUUUCCUGCCACCUCAUUAGUGGAUCCUGCAUUGGCGUCGUUGACCAAUAAGGAGACAGAAGGUAGCAAGUCUUAGCAUCAGGAGGCAUGGCUGAUUUGGUCAUAGACACGUUACAGGAUGGGCCCUAAAACAAAGUCUCAGAAUCCUCUGCUGCUGCAUGCUGCAUGAUGACAUCACAGAGAUGACAAUUCAUGAUGAUGUCACUAGGACGAUGAGGAAGGUGCUAUUCCUGAUCCGCCCACUGCGGGGGGAGACACUCAACAAAGGAUGCUGGGUAAAGAAAGGAGUGGCCAUGUGACCUCCAGCUGCCAGCUAAUCACAGCAGCUCCUUGGAAGUCAUACGACUGUUAAAGACACGUCAGGAACCCACAAGAUUGAGUUAUGUGAUAGUAUUCAUGGAGACACAGGAACAUAGAGGGGGCUUCUUUAUGUUUAUGCAUGGAAUGACAAAAACAUUAGAACAUAAACUCCAUCGAAGAAAAACACCACAACAACCAGUAAAAUCAUGAAAACGUGAAAACAAAAGAACAUGAGAACCACAAACAUGACAACAUGUGAGAGCAUGAAAAUAUGUAAGACCAUGCCAGACUGUGAGAACAUGAGAAUGUUGUCUAAAACUUCAAAAUAAAGAUUCUUAAACAA